Messenger RNA from Ilex paraguariensis (yerba mate), 777 nucleotides. The record is from the annotation of a GenBank genome assembly. Lineage: Eukaryota; Viridiplantae; Streptophyta; Magnoliopsida; Aquifoliales; Aquifoliaceae.
CCACUUUUACACACAAACACAUACUCUCUGUUUGCUGUGCUCUUUUAGCCUCCACCUUGUCUCUCUACAACCUCACUUUCUCUCUCUGAAAAACCUUCCUCAUCAUCCAUGGCCUCUGCUCGUGAAGGACACUACAGAGGAGUGAGAAAGAGACCAUGGGGUCGCUACGCAGCUGAGAUACGUGACCCAUGGAAGAAAACUAGGGUUUGGUUGGGAACUUUCGACACUCCAGAAGAGGCAGCUUUGGCUUAUGAUGGUGCAGCUAGGUCUCUCAGAGGUGCUAAGGCCAAGACCAACUUUCCGGCGCCGGUGACUGCCACUGGGUUGUCUCUUGAUCUUAACUUGCCGUCUGAUCGCCGGUGGACUUCGCCCUCCGGCCGUCUUGUUAUUGGAGAGCUUCUUCAGACCGGUGUGCUUAAAGACGUGGGAUUUGACGGUGCUGACUCUUCUGUGAACAAUGACCGUCGUGUUGCAGUGUCCGGUGAGGUUCCGGUGACGGAAAGUGAAGGUCCGGCGAAGUAUUUUGGGAUUGUGAGACGUGGGUUACCCAUAGACUUGAACGAGCCGCCACCUUUGUGGCUCUGACUGAACAUAAAGGUGUAUGCAUAAUCACGUAACGGCGUCGUUUUGGGCUCCCUAUUCUCUGCUUUUAACCCUUUUUUUUUUCUUCCCAUUUCUGAUGCUAUUUUAUGCUUUGAGAGGGGAGAGAGAGAGAGACAGAGAGAGAUGUAUGUGAAGAUCAUUAUGAAGAAUAUCAUCUCAGUAUAUAUAUUUCUG